This is a messenger RNA of Lymnaea stagnalis (great pond snail), 357 nucleotides long. The record is from the annotation of a GenBank genome assembly. Lineage: Eukaryota; Metazoa; Mollusca; Gastropoda; Lymnaeidae.
CUGAAUUACACGCAGGCGCACGAGGCGUGCCAGGCCAAAGGAGCGGUUCUCACAUCCGUCAAGACCUUCGACAAGCUGACAAUCGUGAGAAGUCUGGUGAUAGGAAACAUGGCCUGGGUCGGAGCCGACGAUCUGGGAAAGCAAGGAUCCUUCACGUGGAAACUUGAUUUUUCAACGUUGACGAAUGAAACCUUGAAGUCUGUCUUCGCCCCCGGUGAGCCCAACAACGCCGGGGGAAACGAACACUGUGUCCAGUACUAUUAUGUAAAUAAGAUGCUCAACGACGACAAGUGCUCGAUACGCUACGGUUACGUCUGUGAAAUGCCUCUGCCCUUUUACCAUAACAUUUUUUAUUAA